CCCUGCUGCAAUCCCGGAAGUGAUGAUUUUUGUCCUCGUGAAUCAGCUGAUAAGGAAACUCGCUGAAUGUUGCAAACACGAUGUGUUGACCACAAGCAGCUAAAAUCACAUUUUAACAAUGGUCUAUUUAAAAGCGGAAGCACAGGCGGAUGACAGUGAUCUCUAGCACUAUCUUUAACGGACUAAUUUGAGCUAACGUGGUUUUGUUUUUGCAGUUGGCCGGACUGAAUAGCUGCAUCAGUGGACAUCUGUUCAACAUUUUUCAGUGAAGCAACAGCAUGGAUCCCUUGGGAGCUCGUUCCCAGUUUGUGGAGGUCCAAAGCCUCCACACAUGGGACCAGCUUCAGGGAGUCCACGAUGAGGUGGAUGGAGAAAACCACUUAAGGGAGGAGAAAGACAAGCUGACAAAUCAUGUCAACUCCUUAACGUCCCCUUUCCCCUUCAGAGAAGACAUCAACAGCAAGAUUGUACUAUUUAAUGGAGAUGUGGCACUUUUAAACUGCACUGCAAUCGUCAGUACAAGCAAUGAGACUCUAACGGACAAGAACCCCGUAUCAGACAGUAUCCACAGAUAUGCCGGACCUGAACUACGGGAUGAACUACUCAAAUUGAAAGGAUGUCGAACCGGUGAGGCAAAAAUGACAGAAGGUUUCAACUUGGCUGCACGCUUUAUCGUUCACACAGUUGGACCCAAAUAUAAAGCCAAGUACCGGACAGCUGCAGAAAGUUCUCUAUACAGCUGCUACAGAAACGUCAUGCAGCUUGCCAAGGAACAUGCCAUGGUUUCUGUGGGUUUUUGUGUGGUCAGCACAGUCAAAAGGGCAUAUCCACUGGAGGACGCCACACAUAUAGCAUUAAGGACCGUUCGUAGAUUUCUGGAGAACCAUGGUGAAAACAUAGAGACUGUGGUGUUUGCUGUUUCAGAUGUUGAGGAGCCAGUGUACAGGAAGUUAAUGCCGUUGUAUUACCCACGUUCAAAGAAAGAGGAGAGAAUCAGUCUGCCUCUCCUCCCUGCCGACAUCGGAAAUUCUGAGGGGGAACCCGUGGUCCCAGAGAGACAGAUCCGCAUUGCUGAAAAGCCUGGUAAUCUAGAGGAUGACUCCUGGGAUGAUUCACUAGAAUCCGACCUGGGGCUGGUAGGAAGUCAUGCGUUUGCUCGAAUGGAAGGGGACGUGGAUAAGCAGCGUAAACUCAUCCUUCAGGGCCAAAUUUCAGAAGCAGCCCAGCAGAAACAACACCAAAGAAACUAUAACCGCUGGCUUUGCAGAGCUCGUGCAGAGGACCUCUCAGACAUAGCUGCGUUAAAGGCACUAUAUCAGACUGGUGUUGAUAUCUGUGGUAGAACGGUUAUGGUUGUUGUCGGCAGGAAUAUUCCAGUUACACUUAUUGAUAUGGAGAAGGCUUUGCUGUAUUUCAUCCAUGUGAUGGACCAUAUCACAGUGAAGGAGUAUGUGAUGGUGUAUUUCCACACACUCACCAGUGAACACAACCACCUGGACACGGACUUUCUGAAGAAGCUCUAUGACAUUGUGGAUGCCAAGUUUAAGAAAAACCUGAGGGCUUUCUACUUCGUUCACCCAACGUUCCGUUCCAAGGUCUCUACAUGGUUCUUCACAACUUUUAGUGUAUCAGGCCUUAAAGAGAAAGUUCAUCACAUAGAGAACCUGCAGCAGCUCUUCACCUGCAUCCUGCCUGAGCAGAUCGACAUCCCUCCUUUUGUCCUGGAGUAUGACACACGGGUUAACAGCCCCUAUUACAUGGCUCAGCCCUCAGGCCUGUGAUGGUAGCAGAUAAAUUCAGCACUGAGGAGUUUUCCCUGGGCCGACACUCAACCCGAUGAACCUGACUCUGACAUGAAUUCAAGACGGAUGCAGUCGAAAGUGCUACGUUUUCUCCGUGACAGUGAGAGAUUGUUGAUCAAUAAUGCUGUAUAAACACAACCUGCUGAACUGCCACAGACAAAAAAUAUCAUUGAAGGAACCUCUGGCCUGACCGAAGCUAUUCUUGGACAAGGUAUGUGUGUGUGGUGUGGAUGAAGAGACUGAUUUUGACAAACAUGCCCUACAUACUAAACCAAUAUUUUGUACCAAUGUGAAACACAUGUACCAGUGUCUACAUGAAUAAUGGCUGGAAAUUGACGAAACCAUUCUGGUUUUAAUUUCUCUCGUCCUUGUCCAUCCAAUCAGAUUUAAAAGCCUCAUAUUUUGCCAUCUGAACAGUUUUGUAGUUUCAUUUAUUUCCAUGUCUGCACAGUCACCAGAAGGAACAGCAUUGUGCUUUUAUCUUGAGUCUCAAGCACUUUUACAGCUUUAUCUGAGGUAUUAAACAAACAUCACUACAGAUUCUUGAGCUUUGGCAGCAAGCAAAUUGUCCGUGUGUGUGUGUGUGUGUGUGUGUGUGUGUGUGUGUGAGAGCGGAUGUGAUGUCAGAAAGAUUGCUUUGUGAAGCUCUAAAUUCAGGUUGGCCUGUUGAGAUUUCAGUUACCCUGUUAAUAGUACUUUUCUCCUAUUCCUGUCAAUGGUACAUCAGUGUUCUGGUGGGUUCCCCUGAGGUGCACUAAAAAUGCUAGUGUGUCGGUUUGUAUUUUAUUUGGUGAAGCUGAUUUACAUGCAUGGCCAAAGGAAUCUCACAGGCUGAGAGCUGAUCUCAAAGUGAAGCCUUGUAAAUAGGUAAUUGUAGAUACUGCAAAUGCUGCCUCUUACUAUUAAUUCUGGUUUGUUUUUUAGUCAGCCUUUACUGUAGCGGUUCAGUGAUUUAAUGUGCUAAAUUUUGUACCGUUUUAAAUGAAAUAUGAUGUAUGAAUUAUGAAGAGAGUGCUCUUUGAAUAAAUGGAAUAUCGAAAUAUGUUGUUAUCAUUAA
Molecule: messenger RNA, 2859 nt
Organism: Megalobrama amblycephala (Wuchang bream)
Lineage: Eukaryota; Metazoa; Chordata; Actinopteri; Cypriniformes; Xenocyprididae
Gene: gdap2
Product: ganglioside induced differentiation associated protein 2
Exons: 14
Coding region: 279-1781 (500 amino acids)
Source: RefSeq, a predicted model, not a curated record